This is a messenger RNA of Rotaria sp. Silwood2, 1047 nucleotides long. Lineage: Eukaryota; Metazoa; Rotifera; Eurotatoria; Philodinida; Philodinidae. The record is from the annotation of a GenBank genome assembly.
AUGGCAAGCGCAUACAAUAAUAAUGAAGUUUCUGGUGAUAUUUCAUCAGAAAAUAUGCACAAUGCAUCAUGUGAUGGAUGUAAUUCAACAAAAAUCUAUAGUGAUCGGUAUAGAUGUUUGCAAUGUGUUGACUAUGAUCUAUGCGGUAAUUGUUUUGAAGAACGACGUCAAACCAAAGAACAUCUCAGUGGUCAUGCAAUGGCACAUCUCAAAAUUCCCAAGGAAUUGUUUGGUCAACCGAUCCGUCAUACAAAUGAGAUAACUCUUACAAAACUUCACGAGCUUCUAGCUGGUAAACAUCACGAUAUCAUAUGUAACGGUUGUUGCACACAGAUUGUUGGCAUUCGAUUCAAAUGUGAUACUUGUUACAAUUAUAAUCUAUGUUCUCAAUGUAUGAAACAACGAAUAAUCAACAAACCGCAUGAGAACAGGCAUCCAUUAGUAGCAACCAGCAAUCAAAGUCUGACGAAAAUCGAUAUCAAUGACAUUCGCAAACUAGAGGUACUUGGUGAAGGAGGAUUUGGUCAAGUUUUUAAAGCAAAAUGGUUAUCACAGAAUCGUCAAGUAGCUUGUAAAGUAAUUCGAGUGACACCACAACGACGUCACUUGGAAGAGAGUUUUCGCAGAGAAUUAGCUGCCUAUGUUGAACUAUCAGGCGCUUUUAUUCUUAAAACAUUUGGUUAUGGCGAUCGAAUGCUAGAAAAUGGAGUCAAAGAAUGUUAUUUGAUUACUGAAUUGAUGCAUCGUGGUAGUUUGAGCAAUGUAAUCUAUAAUAGAAAUGAGAAAAUUUCACUUCGACGUAAGCUUUCUAUGGCCUGUCAUAUUGCUAGUGGCAUGCGUAAAUUACAUGGACACUCGAUGAUUCAUCGGGAUAUUCGUCCUGAUAAUAUUCUUGUAUCGAAUAAUUUUACAGCAAAGAUCGGUGACAUGGGUAUUGCACAAAUAUUCAAUCCAGCCGAACGCCACACAUUAAUUGGUUGUUUGCCUUUCAUGCCACCGGAAUUUUAUCGGUCAGUAAGAAAUCUAAGUGAACUUGAUUUACUUUGA